Molecule: messenger RNA, 948 nt
Organism: Saxophila tyrrhenica
Lineage: Eukaryota; Fungi; Ascomycota; Dothideomycetes; Mycosphaerellales; Extremaceae
Exons: 3
Coding region: 1-948 (315 amino acids)
Cellular component (GO): plasma membrane; fungal-type vacuole
Source: RefSeq, a predicted model, not a curated record
AUGGCAGCCUACAACGUCUCGACUGCCUCAGACGGCACCCUCCUCUACUAUGCACCUAAUGGGCUCACUUACGCUGCGAACGGCGACUUCGCCAACUGCACCAUUUCAGUGUGCCCAGUCGAGCUCAGUGUGUACGGAUACCGGGCCAGCCUGCCAUUUUCCGCCACUCUCAUCGCUCUCUACACUCUAUGCGCUGUUGCUCAGACAUACCUUGGAUGGCGAUACAAGACCUGGAGCUUCAUGGCAGCGAUGCUGCUUGGUUGUUUUGUGGAGCUCCUGGGAUACGUCGGCAGGAUCAUGAUGUGGCAGAAUCCAUGGAACGACGGCGGCUUCAUUAUGCAGAUCGUCCUCAUCACCAUCGGCCCGGUUUUCUUCUCUGCCGCCAUAUAUGUCAUGCUGUAUCAAAUCGCCAUGUACAUCUCGCCAUCUUCAGCCCGCUUCUCACCAAAGAUAUACUACUGGAUCUUCAUCCCCUGCGACAUCGUCUCCCUCAUCCUGCAAGCAGCAGGCGGCGCCCUAUCCUCCACCUCUGACGGCGACUCAGGCCCCGGCGUCAACAUCGCCAUAGCGGGUCUCGUCUUCCAGGUCGUCACCCUAGCCACUUUCAUCGCCGCCACCGUCGACUACGCCUGGACCAGCAGGAACGUCGCGGCCGAGAAGAAGCAAGCCCUCAAGUUCAAGGUCUUCGCCGGGUUCUUCGCGCUGGCAACAAUCCUCAUCACCAUCCGUUGCUGCUACCGAGUCUACGAGCUCAGCGAGGGCUACAGCGAGGAUAGCGAGGCGCUGCGCGAUCAGCCGUUGUUCAUUGGCUUGGAGGGGAUGAUGGUGGUGCUGGCGGCUUGGUGCUUGGUGGUUGCUCACCCGGGACCAGUCUUCCGAUCUCUGGAGGCGAAGAUGGCGGAGAAGAAGAUCGGUGCUGGAUCUGACUCUGAGGGUGCCAUCGUGUGA